GACCACUCUCCCCGUUCACCUCAGGCACAAAGGUCGUGCUGCAAACUUCAGGCUGCGGUGGGCGGGCUGUCACUUACCGCCAGGCGAUUGGCCCUUGGCUCGGAGUGACGCAAAUCGCGAUGACGCCGCGGGCGGCGAUUGGACAACGUGUGAACUCCCGGACUGAUUCCAAUCCCUCAGUCAACGUGCAAGAAACAGAGAAAAAAGGACCAGGAGUGGAGGAGGAAAGUAAUAAUAAUAACUGGCUGAACAAAGGAGUUGAAGGAUCGGUGGAGAGGUUCUAGUUGCACGACUUCGUCAUUACGUUGAUUGAGAAUGUAAUUUUCCACGUGGAUCUCGAUGUGAGAGUUAAGGGGCGGAGAUGAGGUUCUAACUGGCUCGCACUACGCCAUCUAUCCAGAUCGUUGUGUAUUCUGCCAGACGAAGUCUGCUCGAAGUCGCCCGCCAAGAAAUCCUGGGAAUCAGCCCCUAUAAGCGCCGAAAUUUAAUACGAUUUCUAGAAUCAAGAUUCCAUUUUUCUAGAAGCUUGGUGUUAGCUUCUUACUCGUCGAAAAUAACCCUGAGGAAGGAACGAAACGAGGCGGAUCGAGGUGCAUUGGAACACUGAAGCAGAGAUUGAUGAAGAAAUGGCUACAAUGGAUAAUAAUGCUUCAUGAGCUGUAAUUUUGUUACAGAAAUUUUACAUUAGUGGCUCAACAUAGUCUCUUGUGCUGAAGAACGUGGGGCUCUGGCUGUAUGAAGAACUAAUUUGGCUUUUAUGGCAGAGAGCUGAAGAUCAGAAUCUUUUGCUUAUCCAGGGGGUAUCUCCCAGAAUUCCGGUAUACUUGUAUUGUCAUCAUUUGAUUUUGGAAAAUGCCAAUCCUGAAACAGCUAGUGGCCAGCUCCAGCCAGUCUAAACGUCGCUCCCGUGUAGACUUGACUGCAGAUAUGAUCAGUGCACCUCUUGGUGAUUUCCGCCACACAAUGCACGUGGGUCGUGGAGGUGAUGUCUGAGACACAUCAUUUCUUUCUAGCAAAGGUUGGAGCUACAGCUGCUGCUCCUGCGAAGCAACCCCUAAACCAGGUUUGCUCUCUCGGAAAUUCAGAAGCAGCAGCAAGCGGUCUCAGUCUGUAACGCGUGUUGAUAAGCAAGAUGUACUGACACAAAGUGAUUCCGCUAUUUUUGUGAAAAAAUGCAGUCUCUUCCCUCAGCUAAAUGAUAAGACUGUGAGCCUACUAAUCAAUUGGCAAAAAAGUCUUUCAUCAAGCCCCCUAAAAAAGCUUGGAAAUGAAGACCGAAAUAAACCUGUCAAUGGGGCUGCUAGUGUAGUUGAAAGUAAAAUCUAUAGAAUAAUCAAGAUGAGAGAGAUUUUGGAGAGUAUCACAGACCUUCCCACAUCUCUCUCCAGUGGUGGGUUUCCAUUAAAACAUGCUGAAUCCAUCAUGUCCUUCCAUGUUGAUCUUGGUCCUUCAAUGCUUGGUGACAUUUUAAGUGUUAUGGAAAAAGAUACCUGGGAAAAUAAUACUGAUCUUGGUUUGGGAGAAGCCAAGGAAGGUGACUGUUCAAAUUCACAGAAGGUGAUGACAGAGUUUGUGGAAGAUCCCUCAAAAUCAACAACAGUUUUACCAAGUACUGUUAAAGGUGUUGCAUAUAGCCCAGGUUCUGGGAGUUGCUUAUCACAAGGUAGUGGCUCUGUGUCAAGUUUGGCAUCUGGGAACAACAGAAGAGAUGCAGUCAGUUUAUGAAGGAGUUUAGUCAUGGAAAUACAGACAGCGUGAAAAAUACAGGUGAAUCCACAGAUGCCUUCAGAGAGGAAGGAAAUGAAGGUGAGGAAUUACCUUCAUGGAUGAAGAGGAUUAAAUCCGUGUGUAAAAAUUGGCCUUCAAAUCCGUGUGUUAUUGACUUAAAGAGCAAGAUGAAUUUGCCUGACCCCAGCAUUUGCUGAAUUAAUGAAGCAUGGCAGGAUUGCACUAGACUUUAACACCACAGACUCAAAAUUCAUUCUGUAAUAGAAGCUGUAACCAAAAUCUCCAGUCCAUAUAGACUAGCAGUAUGUGCAGAUACUCAUCAUGACUAAUUGCUUGCUUUGGUUGACUAGAAAUAAAUAUGUAAAAUACAUAUCCCAAAUGGUGCAAGUAAUGUGGUACCUUUUGUAGAUAUUGCAUACCAUUAUUGAUCUCGCAUUGUAGUUGUUGACUGUAAAUGUUGAGAUCAAAAAUGACUUGCCCCAAAAGAUGGAGUUUGUGUACUUUGUUUCAGUAGUUCUCCUUGUCUUUAGUUUAAGGUGCUCUCAAAUUUUCAGUUAGCUCCUUCUUUCUUCCUCUCAUUUGGUUGUUCCUGGACAGAUUUUUUGUGGUCUGUGCACACAAGCUCCUGCAUAGAGAUGGAUACAUGUCACCAAUAUCUUUGAUGCCAGGUUUUACACAUUUUAAGAUAAUGUAAUUAUUUUUCUACUCUCAACACUUCAGUAAUAACAUUUCAGCUGUUAGCUCCUACCAAAUCAAAGAUUAUCCUAAUUUUUCCAUAAUAAACAUCGGAGCAUUAAACAUGC
This is a messenger RNA of Pristis pectinata (smalltooth sawfish), 2531 nucleotides long. RefSeq names its product CDC42 effector protein (Rho GTPase binding) 4b (gene cdc42ep4b). NCBI's taxonomy places the organism in Eukaryota, Metazoa, Chordata, Chondrichthyes, Rhinopristiformes, Pristidae. The record is from RefSeq and is a predicted model, not a curated record.